Messenger RNA from Fulvia fulva, 741 nucleotides. RefSeq names its product Regulatory protein cys-3. Gene Ontology annotation, biological process: regulation of transcription by RNA polymerase II. Gene Ontology annotation, molecular function: RNA polymerase II transcription regulatory region sequence-specific DNA binding; DNA-binding transcription activator activity, RNA polymerase II-specific. Bases 1 to 741 code for a protein of 246 amino acids. Gene Ontology annotation, cellular component: nucleus. The record is from RefSeq and is a predicted model, not a curated record. The transcript is spliced from 2 exons. Lineage: Eukaryota; Fungi; Ascomycota; Dothideomycetes; Mycosphaerellales; Mycosphaerellaceae.
AUGUCGAACUACAACGCGCGGCGUGCGCCCAACGUGUCGCAAUACCUCGCCAACCUGAACCAGAUCCCGAGCCAGCAAGAGAUCUCGCCUACCGAUCUCACUCUCGGUGACGACUUGGACUUCCUCGCCAACGCUGAGUUCUUCGACUUCGACCAGAAUGUACCGCAGCCGAACUUUGCUCAGUUCGGAGACGCGAACCAGCACUCGGCCGACGGUAAGAAUGGCCCACAAUUCCAGUUUGCCGAGUUCCAGACCUUCCCAGGCACCAAUGUAAACUCUCCAACCACCAGCAUGCCGAGCCCGACCGGCCUGCAAGGCGCAUAUCCACCACAGCCAAGCCGCUUCUCUCCCACCACGGGCGACAAGCGCAAGGCAUCUGUUGCCAUGCAAUCUGCUGCUGACCUCGAGGAGCAAUCACGUAUGGCCGCUGAGGAGGACAAGCGUCGACGAAACACCGCAGCCUCAGCACGUUUCCGUGUGAAGAAGAAGCAAAGGGAACAGGCACUGGAGAAGGCAGCCAAGGACAUGUCCGACAAGGUCUCUGCCCUCGAAGGCAAGGUUCAACAGCUUGAGAUGGAGAACAAGUGGUUGAAGGAGCUCAUCACAGAGAAGAGUGACGUCAAGACUGUCGAGGCUGCGCUUGCGAAAAAGAGCGAGAAGGAUGCUGAGGACCGGAUAGGUGGCAGCCGCACCGAUGGUGUCGGCACAGUUCAGGGCACUGGUGCUGAGGUGGAGGCUUAG